Molecule: messenger RNA, 2405 nt
Organism: Chenopodium quinoa (quinoa)
Lineage: Eukaryota; Viridiplantae; Streptophyta; Magnoliopsida; Caryophyllales; Amaranthaceae
Product: cysteine-rich receptor-like protein kinase 15
Exons: 9
Coding region: 39-2165 (708 amino acids)
Biological process (GO): protein phosphorylation
Molecular function (GO): ATP binding; protein kinase activity
Source: RefSeq, a predicted model, not a curated record
CACGGUAAUUAAACCGACGGUAUGAAUUGGCAACCCAAAUGAAUUUACAUACUUGUGUAAAUUAUCACUCGAGAAUUUUUUUAAUCAAAAAUUUUGACAUGGCCAAUUAUGUUAUAAUCUUCUCUGUUGUCGCCCUUGCAGUGCAGAUGCACCUAUUUCUAGGUGAAGCAGCUACAUUUACAAUAGCAAACAACUGCGGCUACAUUGUGUGGCCGGUCAUACAAAGCACCAACGGGGCUAGCUUGAAUGAUGGAUUUUCCCUGACCAAUGGUUCUACUAGGGUCAUAAUCAUUAAUAUAAGUUCGACGGGUAGGCUUUGGGGGCGAACCCAUUGCACAACCAAUAGCUUGACAGGAAACUUCUCAUGCCUAACAGGUGAUUGCGGCACUGGCAAGAUGGAUUGCCAGGGAAGGCCUUACACAUCCCCAGUAACUUUGGUCGAGUUUGCUACUAACCAGAUUAAUAACUAUGACUUUUACGAUAUUAGCGUUGUUGACGGCUACAACCUCCCGGUGGCGAUGGCUCCCUCUUCAAAAGGUGGCAUCAAAAGCCGCUGCGCCGUGACAGGUUGUGUGUUCAACUACGACCACGGAUGUCCUGACGAAUUAAAGGUGACCACCAAUCAAACUGUAAUUGGGUGUAGAAGUCCGUGUGAUGUAUUUCAUACGAACGAGUCUUGCUGUACGAAUGCGAACGACUGUCGAAGUAAUAGCUUCUCACUUGGGUCGCUAAUAUUCAAGAAGGCUUGCCCACGCGCUUACAGUUAUACUUUGGAUGAUCAAACAUCUACCUUUGACUGUCCCGGUGAUCAGACAUCGUAUGAAAUUACCUUCUGCCCGUCACUAACCCUUGCAAGUGCGGUAUCUCAACCAUUACAAUCACCAUCAUCCUCGCCAUCGGUAUCACCAUCAUCACUGCCAACGCCAAAAACACCUACAACAAAUUCUUCCCCUACAAAUAUAUUUCCAAGGAAUACCACGAAGCCUCGUUUGAAAAGUGUUUCUAAGAGGAAGCGUACUAUUCUAUUGAUUGCCUUAUCAAUAUCGAUCGCAUUAUCAAUUUUGUUGUUGUAUGGAAUUUGGACUUGUAUAUUCAAGAGGAAAGUCAUCAAAACAACUACUAGUUCGGAGGUGUCUGAGAUAAAAAAGGUUGUAGUGGACUCUUUGCAAUAUGACCUAAAUACAAUUCGAAUUGCAACAAACAAUUUCGCAGCAGAAAACAAACUCGGAGAAGGAGGAUUUGGUGAAGUUUACAAGGGAAAAAUUGAGAAUGGGCAGGAAAUUGCUGUCAAAAGGCUAUCCAAAAACUCGGGACAAGGAGUUGUAGAGUUUAAAACUGAAGUUGAUGUAGUUGCAAAACUUCGACACAAGAACUUGGUCAAGCUCUUGGGAUUUUGUGUAGCAUUGGAAGAAAAGAUACUUGUCUAUGAGUUUCUCCCAAAUUCUAGUUUGGACAGAUUUUUGUUUGAUCAAACAAAGAACGUAUCUUUGGAUUGGCAAACAAGGUUCAAGAUUAUAAUUGGUAUUGCUAAAGGGCUAUUAUAUCUUCAUGAAGACUCCCCACUUAAGAUCAUUCAUCGAGACCUAAAAUCAAGUAACGUAUUACUAGAUGAUGAUAUGAACCCAAAGAUAUCGGAUUUUGGCCUCGCUAAACUAUUUGGUGUCGAUCAAACUCAAGGUGACACUAAAAGGAUCGUUGGAACAUAUGGUUAUAUGGCUCCUGAAUAUGCAAUAACAGGACAUUACUCAGUAAAGUCGGAUGUUUUUAGUUUUGGAGUCUUAGUUCUUGAGAUUGUGAGCGGUCAAAGAAAUAGAUUUUUUGGACGAUUGCAGCUUGAAGAAGCAUUACUACACCGUGCAUGGAGGUUGUGGAAUGAGGAGAAGACAUUAGAUUUGGUAGAUACAACAUUGGACAGCUUUCCAAUCGACGAAGUAACUAAAUGCAUCCAUAUUGGUCUUUUAUGCAUUCAAGAAGAAGCUGUCGUAAGGCCAAGAAUGGCCUCUAUUGUUGCUGCCCUUAAUGGACAAGCACUUAGUCUUCCAGUGCCGAAACCACCCCAUUUCUUUGGUACUGAUAAUAAUGUAGAAGAUAAUGAGAUGCAAUAUAAUUUUCAAGAUGUAUACACAGGUACUACAUCGAUUACAGAAUUGUAUCCUCGCAACUAGCCUGCUUUGUUCUUUCAUUUUUUUUCCUUACAUUGCACUAAUACGAGAGAAAGAAUAUCAACAUUUUAUAAUUUUUGGUAUCAUGUAAUUAAUGAUACGGACUAGUGAUAGUAAAGGCAUGUCUUAAAAAUCGUGUAAAUGUACUACAUCAUGGUACCGAGGAAAUGUUAUAGUCCAAAUGAUAAGGGAAUAGAUAAUGUAUUUCUCAUUAUUUUUUUAUUCUGUAAUUGCAAAGUAGUG